ACAACGUACUCUUCCGGUACGGGAGGCGCGUGGAUCGAAAUGUAAACAACGUGCCCUCCGUUUGGAUUUGACGUCACAAUAACGUUCAAACUUGAGACAUUUUGUUCCGCUAUCGCAAAGCAGCGAUACUUCAAUUACGCUUCCCCGGGAGCGCACGUCACACUCUUUAGCGCCCGAUGCUAACGUUAGCAAGUUGACCACUUGUGGGUGAGGCGAGCAGAUGGGCUCUGUUCGCUGGGCUUUCCGCUGCGGGUCGUGGACGCCCGGCAGGGACGACUGGCUGUUCGCUGCUCGCUGCGUUCAGCCGGAGGAGAGAGACCGGAUAGGAAAGUUUGUGUUCGCGAAAGAUGCCAAAUCAGCCAUGGCUGGUCGGCUGCUGCUGAGGAGGUUCGUGUGCGAGAGGAUGCACGUCCCGUGGGAACUGAUCCGCCUGGAACGAUCUCCUAGAGGGAAGCCUUACCUGGCCGCACCGCUUGAAGUCAGCCCCGAGUCGGGGACAGAGCGGCCCGGCUGGAGCUUCAACGUCUCCCACCAGGGCGACUACGCGGUGCUGGCUGCCGAGAAGGGUUUGCAAGUCGGAGUUGACGUCAUGAAGACGUCCAUGCCAGGUAGCAGCACCGUCCCCGACUUUUUCCGCAUCAUGACUCGCCAGUUCACGCCGCGCGAGUGGCGCGUCAUCCGGUCAGCCGGCUCCGAGCGGCGGCAGCUCUCCGUGUUCUACCGCCACUGGACCCUGAAGGAGAGUUUCAUCAAGGCCAUCGGGACAGGAUUGAACUUCAAUCUGCAACGAUUGGAGUUUCAUUUGUCCUCUGAAGCUCUCACGCCGGCCCGUGUGCUCUGCCAGACCAGAAUGCACAUGGACGAAGAGCACGAGGAGGACUGGCGAUUUGAAGAGUGUUUACUUGACCCUGAUCAUCAUGUUGCUGUAGCGUUGGGAGGAGUGAAGAAUUUCCACUCUGCAAGGACGACCUCGUGUCUUCCUCCACCCACGGCUUUCGCGCUGCUGUCGUUCUCGGACCUCGUCGCGUCGGCCUCGCCGCUCACCGAGGAAGACCCCGCCUACUGGGAAAGCUUCAAAACGAAGGCCGAAGCGCCCUCGAGACAGAGAGACACGCAGUCCGGUCCCCGUUCUCUUUGACGUGUUCCCCGAAGCUCAGAGACCAAUCCUGUUACCUGCAGAGUCCUCCAGACGUAUCGCGCGAGUUCACAGUAUGACCGGAACAAGAGAACUCUGCAGUCCCGCUCAUAAAAAUCUAAAUAUAAACAUGACUUCCAAUCUCAUUCCUGACCAACCUAAUGGUGCCGCUCCAAUUCACGCCCUGAAACACCAAAAAAUGAAAAUGCAAAUAAUAUGCUUUUCUUGUCAUGUCAUUAUCCAAACCACUUAAGCUCACGAGGGUCGCGGGGAGUGCUCUAGCCUAUCCCAGCAGUCACCGGACAGGAGGCGGUGUACACCCUGAACUGGUUUUGCCAGCCAAUCGCAGGGCACAUCGAGACAAACAGCCGCACUCACAACCACACCUAUGGGCAAUUUAGAGUGUCCAAUUCAUGUUGCACAUUUUUGGGAUGUUGGGGGAAACCCAAAUGCCCGUAGAAAACCCUCAAAACAAGUUCCUUUAAUUCAUUUCGAUUAGAAAUAAUCUUGCUUGGACUUGGGAGUUUUUUGCGGGGAACUGUACUGACCUCCCACACAGGACCCUGACACUCGUCUUGCAGCCUUUGAACACGUAGAACUGCAAAAACAUUACAAUUAGUGUAUCAUUUAAAAAAAGAAUUUGAAGUGAUGAUUUAUUAAUUAGUGCCCUUAUGAAGUACCGGCAGUCGAGGGUUUAAGGGGAUGCUGAAGAGCCGACAAGGAGACGCUCGGCAGCUCCUCGGAUGUUCUCAAGGCUCAGAUUGAUUUGAUAAAGGUUGCUCAGACUCCUCAUGUUUUCCUGCUCCCCUUUUCCACUAGAACACUUCCAAAGCAUUCUGCUAAAAUCCAAUACUAGAGUUAUCUCACGGAUGGGUUUCAGUUCUGGUGCUGGGGUUCAAUGGCAGAUCCGCUCUUUACCGUCUCUGGUACCCUUACAGUUAAGUGAGGGCAUCACACGCAAAAACUACAAAAAAAUCUUUCGGCAACUGCAGAUUCUAAGUCAAAUAAUUUAAAGAUUUGAAUGACCCUUCUGCAAUGAUCCUUUGAACUGUGUUGUGUUUAACUAAGAGACAAAGGGGACAUGCAGUUCCUGGACCAUAGACCAUAUCGACCCAUUGACCGUGAUGGUCUGUCCGCCAUAACUUGAUCGGAUAUCAGAAUCGGAUGCCCCAGCCACCUCACCUGGCUCCUCUCAACGCGGAGGCGCAGCGGCACGCCACUGAGCCCCUCCCUGAUGACCGAGCUUCUCACCUUAUCUCUAAGGGAGAGCCCGGACACCCUGUGGAGGAAACUCAUUUCGGCCACUUGUAUCCAGGAUUUCGUUCGUUCGGUCACGACCCACAGCUCGUGCCCAUAGGUGAGGGUAGGAACGUAGAUCAACUCGUAAAUUGAGACUUUACCUUUGAAUUGAGCUCCCUCUUAACCACAGAGGGGAAGUAAAAAAAAAAAAAAAAAAUUACUCAAAUAAAUGCCCCUCAGAUAGGUCAUGUUGCUCGGGCACCUC
Syngnathoides biaculeatus (alligator pipefish) is the source of this 2639-nucleotide messenger RNA. It is a transcript of the gene aasdhppt, whose product is annotated as aminoadipate-semialdehyde dehydrogenase-phosphopantetheinyl transferase. The coding region runs from base 221 to 1138 and encodes 305 amino acids. Gene Ontology annotation, molecular function: holo-[acyl-carrier-protein] synthase activity; magnesium ion binding. The record is from RefSeq and is a predicted model, not a curated record. Gene Ontology annotation, cellular component: cytosol. NCBI's taxonomy places the organism in Eukaryota, Metazoa, Chordata, Actinopteri, Syngnathiformes, Syngnathidae. The transcript is spliced from 7 exons.